Messenger RNA from Eutrema salsugineum, 2379 nucleotides. RefSeq lists its product as uncharacterized. The record is from RefSeq and is a predicted model, not a curated record. Lineage: Eukaryota; Viridiplantae; Streptophyta; Magnoliopsida; Brassicales; Brassicaceae. The transcript has 4 exons. The coding region runs from base 1 to 2379 and encodes 792 amino acids.
AUGGAAAACGCCAUUGGACUUGUUCGUGAUGAUGAUGGAAUCUGGAGAGACCGAGAGGGUCAUGUGUGCAAUGAGAGAGGCCAGCGACUUGAUGGACAGGGUAACAUCAUCAGGACGCUGGGUGACUACAACAGGCCUGAGCAAUUCUAUGCAAAUCGGUCUGCGAUUCGCGCUCCUGCGUUUCAGAGGAAUGAUUUUGAGCUCAAGCCUGUGUAUUACACUCUCGUGGGUCAGCAUCCUUUCCAUGGUCUUUCUCAUGAGCACCCUAUGGAUCACAUCGAGAGGUUUGAGGACUUGUUGGAGCCAGGAUCACUCACUACUUGGGAAGAGACCAGGAAUGCUUUCCUGCACAACUUCUUCGAUGAUGCUAGGUCUGAGGAGUUGAGGACGAAAAUUUCGACCUUCUCUCAGGAACCAACUGAAGCGUUCAAAGCUUCCUGGGUGCGAUUCAAAUCGUACCAGCGAGACUGUCCCCAUCAUGGCUUCAGCGAUGUGCAGUUUCUGGGUAUUUUCUUUAGAGGUAUCGACUGGAGGUAUCAGAUGGCUCUUGAUGCAGCGAGCAAUGGAAACUUCAACACCAGAUACCCAGACGAAGCUGUUGAGCUCAUCGAAAACUUGGCAUUUAGCAAUAGUACCAAGAAUGCAGACUAUCAGCGAAGGAAGCAGGCUGGGAACCUGGAUGGAUCGCAAAUUGCUGAGGUGAAGGCUAAGCUUGACUCUGUGCAUAGUCUUCUUGUGGGUAAGAAAUCUGGUCAGAGAUUUGGUUCUGGGCAAGGGAACACGAAUUACAAUGGAAAUAAUCAGAGGAGUACCUUCACAGGUAAUCAGAACUCUUCUGGUUACAGCUCCAAACCUCAGUACCAGACAUCCUACUCCAACAACAGGUUUUCAAGGAACUAUGGUUCUCUUCCUACUCAAACUCCAGAUAAUGAGGUGAAGUCUAUGCUGGAACAGAUUUUGGAAGGUCAGCAGAAGAUGACUGUAGAUUUCAAUGGGAAGAUUGAUGCUCUAUAUCUGGAUCUGAAUGGAAAAAUUGAAGUUCUGAACACUCAUGUCAAGAAGCUUGAUACUCAGGUUGCUCAGACUGCAGAGUAUGUAAAAAGGCAAGAAGGAUUCCUUCCUGGGAAGACUGAUACCAAUCCUAGGCAUUACUGCAGUGCCAUCUCGUCAAGGAGUGGUAAAAAGUUGACUCCUGUGCUGAAAAAGGGUGUUUCUGAGGAUGAAAUCGUGGAGUUUGACGAAUCUGAAAAAAAUUUCGAAACUGCAGAGCCAGUGUCGAGCGACACCACAACCAGUGUCGCGCGUCACCAAUUGCAGAGCAAAGCUAAUAUUGCUCAAAGUCCGAAAUCUGCUGAGGAAAAAGUUUACAAACCUAAGAUUGCUCCUACUCUCAGACACUAUGUGAAGAAGAUGGUGACUAAUAAUGUGGGUCAUGAGGAAGGAGCGAUGAUGAUCUCUGAACAUGUCAGUUCUGUGAUUCAUAAUAAGAUUCCAGAAAAGCUCUCGGACCCAGGAAGUUUUGUUUUGGACUGCUCUAUCUUCUCAGAGAGGUUCAAGAGAUCGCUGUGUGAUCUUGGUUCAAGUGUCAACCUCAUGCCACACUCUGUAGCUGUUAGCCUUGGGAUGACUGACUUCAAGCCAACUAAGAUCUCUUUGAUCCUAGCAGAUCGGUCUAAAAGAAUCCCAAAAGGUGUCUUGGAAGAUGUUCCAAUCAAAGUUGGUGAUUGCAUAAUUCCUACAGAUUUCGUGGUUCUGCAAUAUGGAGAGGAACCCAAAGAUCCUCUUAUCCUGGGAAGAUCGUUUUUAGCUACAGCUGGAGCGGUGAUUGAUGUCAAGCAUGGUAACCUUGAUCUCCACCUGGGAGAUACCAUCAUGACUUUCAAGAUGGAGAAGCUGAAGGAUCCCACCAUAGAUGGUCAGACAUUCCAAGUCAGUGCAAUACCUGAAGUGAUAGUUGGAGAUCAGAACGUGUUUGAUGCUGAGAAGGUGAGAGAUCAACCAGAGUUGACGAAAACGUCUACAGAACCAAUGACUGCUGUUGAUCAGGAAGCUCCAAACAUUGCACUCCAUCCAUCUCCACCAAAGCAAAGGUACGCACCUCUUGAGCCUAAGCCUAAUUCUCGUGAUAUCAUUGGAACUGAUUCAAAGGAUGCAGGCUCUGUCUCACGACGCAAGCUACGAGAUUAUCGUAGAGCACUUGGUUUUUCGUUUGAUGAUAUUGCAGGGAAUAAGUCAAGGCCACCCAAACACAGAUCUCACCCUGGUGCUAUUCCUGCAUUCCUUGGACGACCUCAUGCGCACAACGCUUACACACCACCAUGGAUGAGACGAAUUUCACAGAGACACUCUUUGCCACUGUCUGAUCCACCAGAUGCAUAG